Callorhinchus milii (elephant shark) is the source of this 2436-nucleotide messenger RNA. RefSeq names its product cholesteryl ester transfer protein, plasma. Bases 283 to 1815 code for a protein of 510 amino acids. The record is from RefSeq and is a predicted model, not a curated record. Gene Ontology annotation, biological process: triglyceride transport; cholesterol metabolic process; low-density lipoprotein particle remodeling. Gene Ontology annotation, cellular component: high-density lipoprotein particle. Gene Ontology annotation, molecular function: phosphatidylcholine binding; triglyceride binding; cholesterol binding. Lineage: Eukaryota; Metazoa; Chordata; Chondrichthyes; Chimaeriformes; Callorhinchidae. The transcript has 16 exons.
AUCAGGAAUUCAUAUGUUUAGAGCUUUGUUGCCCAGACUAGCUGUGGGAUCUUAUUUGUCUCCCGUCCGCUUUUCAUUUGAGGCGUUAUCGGUCUUUUUUUAAAAAAAGUCAAAAAAUAAUAUUGUUUUUUUUAAUUUAAAAACACUUGAGAUCUGCCCUGUGUGGGUGAGAAACUAAGUGAGUUUGUGGGCUGAGAGGGAAGCCAGUCAGACACUCGGGAAGCAGCAGUGUCCACAGGCUCUGAGAGACCGACUCUCUUGCUCUUACCAACAGCUCCCACCAUGGUCUUGUCCUGGCUGCUGAUCGCCACUCUUCCUCUCCUCCUCCAUCUCCUUCCAGGGGGCUCCUUCUCCUGUGUCCCAGGAUCCGGCAAUUCCUCCGGGAACCACACUGGACUCAUCUGCAGACUCACCAAAGCAGCAGCUCUAGUGCUCAAUCAGGAGACCACAGGCGUGAUCCAGGCAACCUACAGGCAAGCCACAUUCCCUAAUGUCACUGGGGAAAGCUCAAUCCCACUCCUUGGCUCCAUGAAGCACGUUUUUAAAAAUUUACAGGUAAACAACAUGUCCAUAGAGAAGAGCGACGUGGACCUGGGAGAGGAGCGAGGCAUCUCAAUUGAUAUCCAAAACGUGGCUGUGCUCUUCAAAGGAACCAUUUAUUACUCAUACACCAGUUGGCUGUUAAGUUUACAUCAAUCGGUGGAUUUUGAAAUUGAAUCUCAAGCUGAUCUUUACCUUUCUGUAAAUCUGGCCUGUGAUCGAGGGCGAGUGGCUGUAACCAUCUCCGAUUGUUUCCUGAACUUCGAUAAGUUAAUUUUACGUCUACAAAAAGAUGAGGAGACAAGCUGGAUUCAACAGCUCUUCACAGAUUUUGUCUCAUUUACUUUAAGACAUGUGAUUAAAAAACAGAUUUGCGCAGAAAUUCAUCAAAUGGCAAACCUAUUGGCAGACUUCAUUCUGGAUCAGGCGGCGGCGUUUAUACAGGAUGGGAAUGUUGCCAUCAGUACCGCACUUAUCUCCGACCCAGUGCUCACCGAUGGCUACAUAGAGUCUCGGCACACGGGUGACAUUUUCUACAAGAACUUGACAUAUUUUCAGCAAUCCAAUGCCAUCCCAGGGGAGCAGGUGGAGGAGAGAAUGUUUAACCUGUGGGUCUCAGAACAACUCAUCAAUUCUCUCUUCCUGGCUGCCUAUCUGGAGGGUCACCUGUCUCUGAGUCUCUCUGACCAGGAGCUGCUGAGAUUAUUGCAACAUGAAGAUCCUGUCGGCCAGCCAAACCUUUUGCAACAGAUAAUCCCUGACAUUCCUGCUCAUGAUCUAGUCUUGCACCUUUGGCCUCUUAGAGCACCUGUGAUUCUCUUCACGCCCCCAGGCACCAUCCUGCAGUCCUCGGUCGCAGUGGAGUUGAGGGUGAAACGCAGUGACAAAGACCCCUACGUUGUCCUGUACAUGGAAAUGGAUGUCAAAACUACAAUCGAAACGUCCUACAGUGAUCAGAAGGUGCGUCUGCGAGUCACUGACAACCUCUGGUCUCUCAAAGUGGUCAAGAGUGCUGUGGAAAUCGCUCUGGACAAGAAUAAAGCCCAGCGCUGUUUGGAGAAAUUUUUCUCAGGCGGCGGAUUGAAAAAAAUAAUCUCGUAUGUGGAGUUUUACUUGAUGGACUUGCUCAACAAAAAGGGACUGCAUCACUUUGAGAUUCUCAACCCUCUGAUCCAGACAGAAGAGGGAUAUGUGAUCAUUGCCACUGACUUUGCAUUCCCACGACACUUGCUGGAGACCUUCCUCAGAAGCUUGCCGUCACUCGUGCGGGCUUAGAUACAGAGCCUGUGACGGCGAUUAGGUGGGAAAUGGAGAAUAUGAAGCAAGCAUCUGAGCCUCUCCUGACAGCCCAAAGUGACAGGACCUCAACCUUUGUUUUUGUUUGUUUAAUUUGCGUGCCCAGACCACUGGGUGAUUGCUAGUUACUGCUUGUUGUUAUUGAAAGGCCAAUUCUUUCUUCACAACGAGUCACUGUCCUGCGCGCUACAUAAAUGCAAGUUGUUCUGGUUGUUCACUGUGCGAGUGGCCCGUAAAAUUCAAAAAAAAAUCGAUCGCCCACUCCAGGGCUGUUUGUGGGACACAGCUGCGCAUAGCUGGCUGCCGCGUUUCGCCCACAAAAUACACAGUCAAUCUACCUUGCAGUAAAUCCUACAUAGCGCUUUGCAAUGUCUCGACAACGUGAUAAGGUGCUGUAUAAAAUGCAAGGAUUAUUAUAAAUACCGUCAUUGCACUAUACAGCAAGAUUCCGCAAAGUUCUUUGGGAUGUUUUGAUGGCGUGAUAAAGCAUUAUAUCAAAUUGCAGGGAUCAUUGUUGUUAUUAUGUUCUUGAAAUCAAUACUCUGAUCACUUCAGUUCCAUGUGAUGCUAUCACAGCAAAAGUAGGAUCUCUGUGAAUAA